Gasterosteus aculeatus aculeatus (three-spined stickleback) is the source of this 2281-nucleotide messenger RNA. RefSeq names its product kelch-like family member 40b (gene klhl40b). Gene Ontology annotation, molecular function: protein binding. NCBI's taxonomy places the organism in Eukaryota, Metazoa, Chordata, Actinopteri, Perciformes, Gasterosteidae. The record is from RefSeq and is a predicted model, not a curated record.
CAGUUGAAGGGUCAGGACAGCUGACGAGUGGGCCGUCCCUGGGUUCAGCUGCUGAUAGCACACUGACUGUGCCUCUCAAUCCUCUUUCAAGGCUGGAAACUACAAUUCUGCUAUAAAAGAAGACCUUUUUUGUUGGAUCUGAAGCCCCCGAAAGGCUCCUCAAACUCGCCCUGCCAGGUACGAUGGCUCUGCCAAUAAACCCCAUGGACGAGCCGAGGAUGUACCAGCAGACGCUGCUGCAGGACGGUCUGUUCGAGCUGCUGGAGAACGACAAGCUGGUCGACUGCGUGCUGAAGAUCAAAGACAAGGAGUUUCCCUGCCACCGGCUGGUCCUGUGCGCCUGCAGCUCUUACUUCCGUUCCAUCUUUCUGUCCGACCUGGAGGAAAGCAAGAAGAGCGAGAUCGUCCUGGAGGAUGUGGAGCCUGGCGUCAUGGGGCUGAUCCUCAAGUACCUGUACACCUCCAAAAUCAACGUGACGGAGCAGAACGUCCAGGACAUCUUCGCAGUGGCCAAUGUGUACCAGAUCCCUUCAAUUUUUACUGUUUGUGUAUCUUUCCUACAGAAGCGCCUGAGUCUCAGCAACUGUCUGGCUAUCUUCAGGCUCGGCCUGAUGCUGGACUGUCCAAGGUUGGCCGUCUCCGCCCGAAACUUUGCCUGCGAGCGCUUUCAGCUCAUCUCCAGAGAUGAGGAGUUCUUCCAGCUGCUCCCCGGCGAGCUGGCGGCCAUUUUAGCAAACGACAAUCUGAACGUAGAGACGGAGGAGGCGGUGUUCGAGGCUCUGAUGAACUGGGUGUCCCGGGACAAUGAGGGCAGAGAGAAAGAUCUGCCAGGUUUGCUGGAUUGCGUUCGUCUGCGCCUGGUCAAGGAGGAUUACCUGGAGGAAAAAGUGGAGAAACACAAACUGAUCUCCUUGAACCCGGAGCUGCAGCAGAAACUGCAGCUGAUCAGGGACGCUCACGCAGGCAAAAUGCCAGAGGUUAAAAAAUGCAAAAAGGAGGACGCGGGGGCAGAGCAAGACGGGGAUGAUGAGAAUAAAGAGGAAGAGGAAGGUCUUCUACCAGGCAUCUUGAAUGACAAUCUGCGGUUUGGCAUGUUUGUCAGGAAUUUGAUACUGAUGGUGAACGAGGCAGGCGCUGUGGCCUACGACCCGACCGGGAACGACUGCUUCUUGGCAUCACUUUCCACACAGAUCCCCAAGAACCACACCAGCCUGGUCACCAAGGAGAACCAGAUCUUUGUGGCAGGAGGGUUAUUCUUCGAUGAACAAAACAAAGAAGAUCCACUGUGCUCUUAUUUCCUGCAGUAUGACCCCGCCACUGCCGAUUGGCUGGGGAUGCCUCCCCUGCCGUCUCCCCGCUUUCUGUUCGGGCUGGGUGAGGCGGAGAACUUCAUCUUUGUUUUGGGAGGGAGGGAACUGAAGGAGCAGGAGCACACGCUGGACUCCGUUUUGGUCUACGACAGACAAUCUUUUAAAUGGGGGGAAUCGGAGCAACUACCUUACCCGGUGUACGGACAUGCAACCAUAUCCCACAACGAUGUUGUGUAUGUGAUUGGAGGAAAGGGAGAAAACAAGAGCUGUCUGAAGAAGAUUUGCGCAUAUGACGCCAGGAAGUUUGAGUGGAAGGAGCUUGAACCCAUGAAGGUUGCACGUUCGUUAUUUGGAGCCACUGUUCACAAAGACAAAAUAUAUGUGGCGGCGGGAGUCACCGACACUGGGCUGACGGACUCUGUGGAGGUGUACGACAUCGCCACAAACAAGUGGUCGGACUUUGUAGCGUUCCCCCAGGAGCGCAGCUCUCUGAACCUGGUGUCUUUGGCUGGCCUGCUGUACGCUGUAGCAGGUUUUGCCAUGAUGCCUUUGGAGGACAGCGAAGAGAUUGUUCCCAGAGAAAUGAACGACAUCUGGAGGUUUGACGAGGCAGACAGGAAGUGGAAGGGGAUCCUCAAAGAGAUCCAGUACGCUUCAGGUGCCACUGUUCUGGGGGUCCGCCUCAACACCCUGCGUCUCACCAAGAUGUAAACCCCCCCCCCCCCCCCGGUCUGUGCACAGUGACAUCUCACGCUGAGACGUCGUGAGCUCACUGUGGUGUUUCGCAGUAAUGAUUAUGUAGCUAGUUGUACCUCUAGCUCAUGCAGCAUUUUUUCUUUUUGGAUUGAAGCCAUUUUUAUAUUUCUUUGAGUGAUUUUCAUCUGAUUGAAAUUGUAAAACUGAGAAACGAUCUGUAGACUGUUGACAUUUUUGCACUGUAAUGGAAUAAACUAAGUAUCUAACACCCAAAA